This is a messenger RNA of Gigantopelta aegis, 294 nucleotides long. RefSeq lists its product as uncharacterized. The annotation marks the transcript as partial. The record is from RefSeq and is a predicted model, not a curated record. The transcript is spliced from 2 exons. NCBI's taxonomy places the organism in Eukaryota, Metazoa, Mollusca, Gastropoda, Neomphalida, Peltospiridae.
ACAUACACACAAAACACUCCCACAUCACAAUCAACCACACCACACACCAAACAACAACCAACCCCACCCCACCAACCCCCAAACCUUCCCCCCACACCACCCGCCCACACCCACCACAAACACAAAACCAAACACCAACACACACCUCCAACCCCAAACCACCACAAACACACAACACACCACCAAAACACACCCAACAACCCACCGAACACCAACAAACCCAACCACAACCCAAACCCACCCACAACAACCCCAAACAAAACAACACCCACAACAACCACACCACCCAACCCC